AAGAGCCCCAUCUCCCAGCUUAGAGCUAUGGAACACAGACAACGGACACAGCUUAAAAAGACUAAGGAAUCGAGUCAUAUUCAAGCACGCAGUUCUUAAAGAAAACAGACAACAUGUCACCAUUUUUCAUUCCAUCUGUUAGCUUUCUACUGCUUGUAAGUUUGAUGAUCACAAAUGCACUUCCGCUACAAAGCACGGCCUUGACCAGUGAAGACCUGGACGUCUUGAAGCUUCUGCUCAGCCAACUGGAAGAAUCAGUUCCCGCUCAAAUGCUGGAACCAGAAGAGGAAGAAGCGGUGGUUGAGGAAAAGGAAGUUGUACCUCAGCCUGAGGUGCUUGCGAGAAACUUCCUCUCUGCUCGGGACCUGAAGACAGUUCGCCAGAACUCCAGUUCCAAGAAGUAUUCGGGUUGUUUUGGCGGCCGGUUGGACCGGAUUGACUCCAUGUCCACUCUGGGCUGCAACACUGUUGGACGCCACAGUAGGUCUAAAGAGGAAAUGAAGUCUUAAGCAGAACAGUUACAUCAUUGUCUGUGAUGAUGCCAGAGUGAAUUUUUAAAUGUCCAUUUAUUUAUUAGAAUAUUUAUUGAUCUGCCUUCAUAUAAAUUUAUAUUUAUAUGCAUUCUUUAUUUAUGCUCAAUAGUCAGUUAUAUAUCUAAAUGAAAUAUUCAAUAAAAUGAUUUUGAAAAAAAC
Molecule: messenger RNA, 692 nt
Organism: Ictalurus punctatus (channel catfish)
Lineage: Eukaryota; Metazoa; Chordata; Actinopteri; Siluriformes; Ictaluridae
Gene: nppb
Product: natriuretic peptide B
Exons: 3
Coding region: 114-509 (131 amino acids)
Biological process (GO): receptor guanylyl cyclase signaling pathway; negative regulation of systemic arterial blood pressure; neuropeptide signaling pathway
Cellular component (GO): nucleus; cytoplasm; extracellular region
Molecular function (GO): hormone activity; hormone receptor binding
Source: RefSeq, a predicted model, not a curated record